Messenger RNA from Megalops cyprinoides (Indo-Pacific tarpon), 1500 nucleotides. RefSeq lists its product as uncharacterized. Bases 60 to 1484 code for a protein of 474 amino acids. The transcript has 12 exons. Lineage: Eukaryota; Metazoa; Chordata; Actinopteri; Elopiformes; Megalopidae. The record is from RefSeq and is a predicted model, not a curated record.
UUGGAACUUGACUUUCUGAGUACAUUCGAUUAAUAAAUUUGACGGACCUUUUUCAGAUCAUGUUUAAGAUCUUACAUUUAAGUCGCAGCGUCCAUGCAUCAAGUAUACACCGUCAAAUAUGUGGACGUCAUUCGGUUAGUUUAUCUUCUUGCCAUGGAAAAAAGUUGCUUCACUCUGGCAACAUCUACAACUGCUCCAUAAACGCUCGGAGGAGUGGAAAUGCCAAACAACAUAGGUAUCAUCAUGAAAGCACGAAACGCUUUUCAUCGGCCAAGACAACUGUGCGAAUCGGAUGCGCUUCGGGUUUCUGGGGAGACACAGCAACUUCAGUCCCCCAGCUCAUAUAUGGAGGGAAGCUGGACUUCUUGGUUUUCGAUUACCUCUCAGAAAUCACAAUGUCACUGCUCACAGCUGCCAAAGCAAAGGUUCCUAACAUGGGAUAUGCUCCCGAUUUUGUGCAAGUUGCCAUAUCUCCAUUCAUCAAAGACAUCCAUAAAAAAGGGAUCCGGGUGGUCAGCAACGCUGGGGGAGUGAACCCGCUGGCGUGCGCCGCGGCCUUGCAGGAGGUGGUGCAGAAAGCUGACCUGAACCUCAAGAUCGCCGUGGUAACCGGGGAUGACCUGAUGCCUGAGAAAGACUCAUUAAAAGAGCUUAGGAUGGCAGACUCUGAAAGUAGGAAGCCGCUUCCCAAAGGCGUUCACAGCAUGAACGCUUAUCUGGGCGCUUUACCCAUCAAGAGGUGCCUGGACCUGGGUGCGGAUAUUGUUGUGACUGGGCGAUGUGUGGACAGCGCGGUGGUGCUGGGCCCCCUCAUGCAUUCGUUUGGGUGGAAACAGACCAGCUAUGACUUGCUGGCAGCCGGAAGCCUUGCAGGCCACCUGAUUGAAUGUGGGGCUCAGUGCACCGGAGGCAUAUUCACAGACUGGCACAAGGUUCCAGACUGGGACAACAUGGGCUUUCCCGUGGUGGAGUGCUCCGCGGACGGGUCAUUCGUGCUGUCCAAGCCGCCGAAGACGGGGGGCCUGGUGUCCUUCGGCACGGUGGCGGAGCAGCUGGUGUAUGAGAUCGGGGACCCAGAGAGUUACCUCCUCCCAGACGUCACCUGCGAUUUCUCCCGGGUCACAAUCACCGAAGUGCCAGAUGUGGACGGAGGAGCGGUCAAGGUUGUGGGCGCCAGAGGGUCGCCCCCGCCCAGCGAUUACAAGGUGUGUGCCACCUACAUGGACGGGUACCGGGCCACGGCCGUCUGCCCUGUGGGAGGCCCGCGAGCUGCAGAGAAGGCCCGACGAACAGCGGAGAGCAUCAUCAAGAGAACACGGAGGAUCUUCCAGCAGCUGGGCCUGGAGGACUACAGCGCUGUCAACGUGCAGGUGCUCGGUGCUGAAGACACUUACGGACCGCACGGCAACAGCAGCAACGUACGUUCCUCUUCUGUUUUCAUGGAUUUUAUUCAGCGCGUUAUAAAGUCCCUUUUCUCUUCGUAAAAUGGCUGAUGUUGUC